AUGUCUGAAGCCUACGAGCGCGAACGUCAAAAUAACUCACGCCUCGAAGACCUCGCCGGAAAGGUAUCCGCCUUACGCGGCGUCACCAUCGACAUCUACGACAAUGCCCGCGACCAGGGCGUCAUCGAUUCUUCCACAAAUGCAUUCUCCACCUUCUCGAACAGCUUGCAAGGCAGUGCUGGAAGAUUGACGCGUAUGGCGCAACAAGGAAACAAGGUCGCCAUUCUCAAGCUCGCUGGAAUCAUCAUCGCCAUUGUUCUCGUCCUCUACUGGGUUGGCGGCUGGGUGUUUGGAGGCUCCAAGGCUGCUUGA
Aureobasidium melanogenum CBS 110374 is the source of this 312-nucleotide messenger RNA. RefSeq lists its product as uncharacterized. The coding region runs from base 1 to 312 and encodes 103 amino acids. The record is from RefSeq and is a predicted model, not a curated record. The transcript has 3 exons. NCBI's taxonomy places the organism in Eukaryota, Fungi, Ascomycota, Dothideomycetes, Dothideales, Saccotheciaceae. Gene Ontology annotation, biological process: intra-Golgi vesicle-mediated transport.